AUGGGAGAAGGUAAUAUACCGCUGCGAGAAGCGGUGGUUAAUAUUUCAGGGAUGACUUGUUCAGCAUGUGUUCAAUCAAUAGCUACGCAGUUAGAAAAGAUGGAUAUGGUGUCUAGUGUAAUCAUAUCGUUAUCAACAUGUGAGGGGAAAGUUACAUAUGCGGCUGAUGAACCUCAGGGUACGGUUAUUAAAGAGGAAAUUGAAGAUUGCGGGUUUGAUUGUGUAGUGCUUAGGGAUACAUUGGUAUUUACGACAACAACAACAAAUGUUGUUACGGAGAAAGAAUGUACUUUAAGGAUUGGAGGAAUGACUUGUUCCGCAUGCGUCAAUGCUAUCAAAUCUCAAUUAGAUAAAUUACCAGGUGUCUUAAAUGUAGAUUUGUCUCUGCUGACGGAAGAGUGUGUGGUGAAAUUUGAUUCUCAGAUCGUCUCAAAAGAUGAUAUAAAAAAUUGUAUUGAAGAUUGUGGAUUUGAUGCAAAUUUAAUAGAUAUGGAUGAAUGUGGACAAUUACAAAUUGUUAAGACGAAAUUUAUUCUGUAUGACGAUAAUGAUGACUAUAAUACAAUUAUACAGAAAUUUGAUCAUUUGGUUACAUUAAGAGAAAGUUUGAUUUCAAUUGAAGUGACUUCAAAAAUCACCGAUAAUAGAAUUGUAACUAUUGAAUAUAAUCAAUCUUUGCUUGGGAUUAGAGAUUUAAUAGAAUUGUGUGAGCAAGAGACUCGUUACAAGAUGGUUUUGGAUUCCUCUUAUGAUAAAUCUGUACAAUUGAAUAUGUUACAGAAGACUCAAGAGAUUUCCAUUUGGAAAACUCGUUGUAUGAAAUCUUGUACUAUCGCAAUCAUUUCAAUGCUGAUGUAUAUGGGGAUUCCAAUGUUAGAUCAUAAAUUAAUAAUGAAUCAUACUUUCCCAUAUAAUGAAGUUCAUGGAAUUACAGGAUUAUAUUAUAGAGAUAUUAUUGGUUUGGUAAUGGCUUCGUAUGUUUUGUUUCAUAUUGGAAUAUAUUUCUAUAUAUCAUGUUGGAAAUCUUUAAUGCAUGGUACAGGAACAAUGGAUACUUUGAUAACUAUCUCUACUUUAAGUGCAUAUUUAUUUUCCUUGGGAUCUAUUAUUUGUAACAUUAUUUGGAAAGCUGAUAAAUUACCAAGCGUAGUAUUUGAUACCGCUAUCAUGUUAAUCGCAUUUAUUUCCAUCGGUAAACUAUUAGAAAAUAGAGCUAAAUCUCAAACAUCAACAGCAUUGUCACAUUUAAUUGAAUUAUCACCUAACAUGUGUACACUUGUAAUAUCAGAUGAUAACACAAAAGAAAUUCCAAUAGAACUAUUACAAUUAGGGGAUAUUAUUGAAGUGAAACCAGGGAUGAAAAUUCCAAGUGACGGGUCUAUUGUCAAAGGAGAAACUGAGAUUGAUGAAUCAUUAAUGACAGGUGAAUCAAAUUUAAUCUAUAAAAAAAUUGGAUCUCAUGUUAUUGGUGGUACUAUUAAUGGACCGGGUCAUUUUUAUUUUAAAGUCACCUCAGUGGGUUCAGAUACUAAAUUAUCUCAAAUUAUUUCCACUAUUAAGAAUGCUCAAUUGACAAAGACUCCAAUACAAAAAUAUGCAGAUAAAUUAUGUGCAAUUUUUGUUCCAGUAAUCUUAUCUCUAUCGGUACUUACAUUCAUUACUUGGUAUUUCAUUUCAAAAUCAGCAAUGGUAAAUAGUUUUCAAACUUUCAUUUCAGGGGAAGGUAGCAAUGUGUUUAAAUGUCUAAGAAUCGCAACUUCAGUUGUUAUUGUUGCAUGUCCAUGUGCAUUGGGUCUAGCAACACCGACUGCUAUCAUGGUCGGUACUGGUAUUGGUGCCCAAAAUGGGGUUCUAAUUAAGAAUGGUGACGCUAUUGAAAAAUGCAAAGAUAUUAAAGGAUUUGUCUUCGAUAAAACAGGAACAUUGACUACAGGUAUGAUGACUGUUGAGAAUUUUAACCAAUUAAAUGAACCUAAAGAUUUAAGCUCCGAAGAAUUAUGGACUUUAAUUAAAGUUUGUGAAUCAAAGAGUGAACAUCCUGUUGCCAGAACUAUUGUCAAUUAUGCAUCUCUUUUACUAUCUAAGUAUGAUGAUAAUGAGAUUGGUGAGUUUGGUACAGAUAAUUGCAAUAUAGUAAUGGGGCAAGGUUUAGAAUGCGAUUUUACACAUCAGAGGACAAAUAAGAAAUACAAAGUUUGUAUCGGUUUCGGUUCAACUUUGUUCCCCGUGUCUAUUCAAGAUGAAAUUAGAAAAUUGUCACAAUCGGAUUUAUCGAUAGAAACUAAUAAUGACGGCUAUACAAUUGCUUAUGUUUCUAUUAAUGAUAGUUUAGUGGGGAAUUUUGAAAUUGUUGAUAGAUUAAGAGAUGAUUCAUAUGUUACCAUACAAUACCUGAAAUCGAUGGGUUAUAAAAUUUAUAUUGUCACAGGAGAUAAUCAUUUUGCAGCCUCUAAGAUUGCUUCUGCAUUAGAGAUUGAUAUAACAAAUGUCUUUAGUAGUAUUCCUCCUAAUGGGAAAUGUGAAGUUGUGAAACGUUUGCAAAAUACAAGUGAACCCGGUUCUAUAAUCUUUGUCGGAGAUGGUAUUAACGACUCCCCUGCAUUAGUAACAGCAGAUUUAGGGAUUGCUGUUUCAACUGGAACAGAAAUUGCAAUUGAUGCGGCUGAUAUUGUAAUUUUGGCAGGUCAAUCCAAUUCCGAAUGUCCUUCAACAAACGCAAGUUUGAAAAGACUUGUAUAUGCAAUAGAUAUCUCUCAAAGAACUUACCAAAGAAUUAAAUUAAAUCUAUUUUGGGCACUCUCAUAUAACACAUUCAUGGUUCCUAUCGCCAUGGGGAUUCUAGUUCCAUGGGGUAUCACAUUACCUCCUAUGAUCGCUGGGAUGGCAAUGGCAUUGAGUUCUGUGAGUGUUGUACUAAGUUCUUUACAAUUGAAAGAUUGGACACCUCCUGUAUUAGAGAGUAACCAGAACUAUAAUGAUUAUAAACAAACAGGUUUACUACCAAGACUACAUAAUUUUCUAUUCUUUUGGCGAUCAAAUAGAACGUACCAACCUUUGGUAGAUGAUUUGGAGAUGAAUACAAAUCUUGAGUGA
Molecule: messenger RNA, 3093 nt
Organism: Maudiozyma saulgeensis
Lineage: Eukaryota; Fungi; Ascomycota; Saccharomycetes; Saccharomycetales; Saccharomycetaceae
Source: the annotation of a GenBank genome assembly